This is a messenger RNA of Cimex lectularius (bed bug), 3945 nucleotides long. It is a transcript of the gene fliI, whose product is annotated as protein flightless-1. NCBI's taxonomy places the organism in Eukaryota, Metazoa, Arthropoda, Insecta, Hemiptera, Cimicidae. The record is from RefSeq and is a predicted model, not a curated record. Gene Ontology annotation, molecular function: phosphatidylinositol-4,5-bisphosphate binding; actin filament binding. Gene Ontology annotation, biological process: myofibril assembly; barbed-end actin filament capping; actin filament severing. The transcript has 22 exons. Gene Ontology annotation, cellular component: cytoplasm; actin cytoskeleton; nucleus. The coding region runs from base 87 to 3818 and encodes 1243 amino acids.
CAUAGAGACAGGUUCUUGCUAUUGUCAUAUUUUUAUCUCUGUUCUUGUCUCUAUGAUCUUUAAGCCCGUAAUGUAAUAUACAAGAAAUGGCAAAUACAGGGGUUUUGCCGUUCGUUCGCGGCGUCGACUUCAGCAGGAACGAUUUUAGCGAUGGGAAAUUCCCAGAGUCCGUCCGACUCAUGACUGGGCUCCAGUGGUUAAAAUUGGACAGAUCCAACCUGACUCAAGUCCCGGAAGAAUUGGGCAAUUUGAUGAAAUUGGAAAAUCUUUCUUUGGUGGGAAAUGAUCUAGAAAAGCUUUUUGGCGAGCUGACCGAACUGCCAUGCCUCCGUUCGUUAAACAUCCGCCGCAAUAAAGUGAAGAGUUCAGGCAUCCCAGCCGAUCUUUUUAGGUCAGAGGAACUUACAACACUUGAUUUGAGCCACAAUUCACUCAAAGAGGUCCCAGAGGGGCUGGAAAAGUCAAGAACACUCCUUGUACUUAAUUUAAGCCAUAAUAAUAUAACAUCUAUACCAAACACAUUGUUCAUGCACUUGACGGAUCUUCUUUUUCUUGAUCUGAGCAACAACAACUUAGAAACACUUCCUCCUCAGCUAAGGAGAUUGGGGAACCUUCAGACUCUCAUUCUUAACCACAACCCCCUUGCACAUUUCCAACUCAGGCAACUACCCUCGCUGCUAUUUCUUCAAACUUUGCAUAUGAGAGAUACUCAGAGGACAUUGGGUAAUCUUCCUCCAACGCUGGAGACCCUCACAAAACUCACUGAUAUCGAUCUCAGCUAUAACUGCCUCACUAAAGUACCAGACUGCCUUUACACCCUGCCAAAUAUCAAAAGGCUCAAUUUGAGCAACAAUGAAAUUUCUGAAAUAACUAUUGGUGUUGAAGUUUGGCAGACAUUGGAAACAUUAAACCUCUGCAGUAAUAAGUUAUCAGCUUUGCCAUCAUCAAUCUGCAAACUGUCUUCGUUGAGGCGCCUUUAUCUAAAUGACAACCAGCUGGACUUUGAGGGCAUACCUUCUGGGAUUGGUAAGCUGUCCAACCUUGAAGUGUUUUCUGCUGCUUCCAACCAUCUGGAAAUGAUCCCAGAAGGAUUAUGCAGGUGUGGAUCUCUUAAAAAACUUAUCCUUUCUGAUAAUCGACUGAUAACUUUGCCAGACACGGUUCAUUUGUUGAGCGACCUUCAAGUGCUUGAUGUUAAAGAUAACCCAGAUAUUGUCAUGCCGCCUAAGCCUUGUGAGGCACAGAAAGGAUCAGGGCUUGAGUUUUAUAACAUUGAUUUUUCUUUGAGCACACAGCUUAGAUUAGCAGGAGCUGCAAUACCUCAGCCUCUUGCAAAUAAUAAUGCAAGCAAAGAUCCUAUUGCGAGAAAGUUAAGAUUGAGGAGAGGUAGAAGGGACCAAGAAGAGGCAGAUUCUGACCAAGCAAAAAUUCUAAAGGGUAUGAAAGAUAUAGCAAAAAAUAAAGAAAGAACUCUUGAAGAAGAAAAGGCCGAAUCGUUAAAGCCAAAACGAUGGGAUGAGACUCUAGAAAAGCCACCAUUGGACUACUCUGAACUGUUCGAUGAGGAUGCUGGCCAGAUACCUGGUUUGACAAUCUGGGAAAUUGAAAACUUCCUACCCAACAUGGUCGAGGAAGCCGUGCAUGGGAAAUUUUUCCAGGCCGAUUGCUACAUCGUUUUAAAAACAUCAUUAGACGAUUCAGGAAAUCUCACCUGGAGCAUAUACUUUUGGAUUGGAGAAAAGGCAACACUUGACAAAAGAGCAUGUUCUGCAAUUCAUGCUGUCAAUUUGAGGAAUUACCUCGGGGCAGAGUGCAGGACGAUAAGGGAAGAACAGGGUGAUGAGAGUGAAGACUUUCUUGCACUUUUUCCCAACGGUAUCACGUAUAUUGAGGGAGGGAGGACUCAGAGUGGUUUCUACACAGUUGAAGAUUUGACAUAUGUAACAAGGAUGUAUAGAGUUCAUGGUUCAGGUACUGGCAUUCACCUUGAACCAGUUCCAGCCGUUACGGAAAGCUUGGAUCCCAGAUAUGUCUUUGUUCUUGAUGCCGGGCUUAAGAUAUUUUUAUGGCACGGAAAAAAAGCUAAGAACACUUUUAAAUCGAAAGCUAGACUUCUGGCGGAAAAGAUCAACAAAAACGAACGGAAGAAUAAAGCUGAGUUGUUGAAUGAACUUUAUGGAGAAGAAUCGCCUGAAUUUUGGAAAGCGUUGGGUGAAGAAAGUGGUGAACCACCAAAAGAACCAAUUGCUGAACAUGUUAGUGAGGAUUUUAAACCAAGAGAACCAAGGUUAUAUCAAGUCAAACUUGGCAUGGGGUACCUUGAAUUGCCCCAGGUUGAAUUGCCACGAAAUAAAUUAGAUCAUAAUUUACUGAACUCCAAAAAUGUGUAUAUCUUGGAUUGCUAUUUGGAUGUUUUUGUUUGGUUUGGAAAAAAAUCAACAAGACUUGUUAGGGCAGCCGCUGUGAAACUUGCACAAGAGUUGUUUUCAAUGGUCGAAAGAGGCCCCGAGGCGAGUGUUGCUCGAGUUCAAGAAGGUACUGAGCUUCAGCUUUUCAAGGCUAAAUUCCCUGCUUGGGAUGAAGUAAUACCAGUAGAUUUCACAAGGACAGCCGAAUCUGUUAUGAAAACUGGUGCAGAUCUAAACAAAUGGGCUAAACAGCAAGAAACAAAAGCUGACCUUGCUGCCCUCUUUACCCCAAGACAGCCGCCAAUGUCAAUGACAGAGGCACAACAAUUAAUGGAUGAGUGGAAUGACGAUUUGGAGACGAUGGAAGCAUUUGUUUUAGAAAAAAAGAAAUUUGUCCGCCUUUCUGAGGAAGAAAUUGGCCACUUUUAUUCUGGGGACUGUUAUGUUCUGCUUUUCCGAUACUGGGUCCCUGUUGAGUGCGAAGAGGGUGAAAAUAACGACGAGGAUCACCCGCCCGAAGAUGAUUAUCAGUACGUUGUGUAUUUUUGGCAAGGCCGAGAAGCGGGUAACAUGGGCUGGCUCACUUUCACAUUCAGCCUUCAGAAAAAGUUCAAGUCCCUUUUUGGCGACAAGUUGGAAGUGGUGAGGACACACCAGCAACAGGAGAACAUGAAGUUUUUGGCGCAUUUUAAGAGGAAGUUUGUCAUACAUUCGGGCAAGAGGAACAGCCCCAAACCCAAAGACCAACCUGCUCCGGUUGAAUUUUACCAUUUAAGAGCAAACGGAGGUGCACUCUGUACUCGCCUGAUUCAGAUAAAACCUGACGCUAGUUCUCUUAAUUCAAACUUUUGUUAUAUCCUUAAAGUACCAUUUGAUUCAGAGGAGUCGUCAGGGAUUGUUUACGUCUGGAUUGGCUCUAAUGCGAGCACUGAUGAUAUAAGAUUAAUCGGAGAAAUUGCUGAUGAAAUGUUCAAUAGUCCUUGGAUAACACUGCAAGUGGUAAAUGAAGGGGAAGAGCCUGACAACUUUUUUUGGGUGGCGCUCGGCGGCCGCAAACCAUAUGAAACUUCAGCUGAAUUUAUGCAAUACACACGGUUGUUCAGGUGUUCAAACGAAAAAGGUUAUUUCACAGUUUCAGAAAAAUGCUCCGAUUUCUGUCAGGAUGACUUGGCGGACGAUGACAUUAUGAUACUUGAUAAUGGUGAACAGGUUUUUCUAUGGCUGGGAGCAAAGUGUAGCGAAGUCGAAGUCAAGCUUGCAUACAAAUCCGCUCAGGUUUACAUACAACAUUUAAGAGUCAAACAGCCAGAAAGACCUAGAAAGCUAUUUUUAACGUUGAAAGGAAAAGAGUCGAGGAGGUUUACAAAGUGCUUCCAUGGCUGGGGUGCUCACAAAGCCCCACCUCAAUAAUUUCGAAUUACGAUCAUUUAUCACAAAAAGUAUUAUUCUUGACAAAGUAUUAAAAACAAGGGGCUUUCUUCGAGUGUACAAACUACUCAGGAUUUUAACGCAACAUUUAUAAAUCUGAUUAGAUAAA